GGAGACAACCGUUCUGCGGGGUUCAAAACCUAUCUCCGAGCAAACAGCCGGUUUGUGCGAGCUGGUCGUAAUGAUGGCAUUUUCGUCAUUUUUGUUAAAAACAUAGUGGCAUUUUCCGUAAAUACAGAUCAAUCCAGCUCUGCCGAGAUUAAACGCUGUGGCCGAGACGACCAACGGUAAACGCAGAGACGGUGAGAAACCGAGCGAGAGAGAGAAACCGGAAGAAAAAUAAAAUUAAAAAUUAAAAAAAAGGAAAAAAAAGAGCUGUCGAGACUAAACUUUCAUUCAAGGAUUGGAGAGACCUAGGUUUUUUGUUUCAGUUUUGUUAGAUCUGCCGUCUGUUCUUGCGAUCUUCCAUUUGAUACUUCGUUUAGGGCGCGUCAGGCUGCAUUUCUUCGACAAUUGAUCUGGUUUGAAAUUCAUAGCAAUGUUCCGAUUCGAGGAGGAGAAGAUUCGGAAACGACUUUGAGAGUCUGAACAAUUUUAUGCGCCAUGUCGGACGCUUUGUCGGUAAUUCCGGCGGCCGUGCUUCGUAACUUGGCCGACAAGCUUUACGAGAAGCGCAAAAAUGCCGCGCUUGAGGUUGAAGGGAUUGUGAAGCAACUCGCUGCUGCCGGCGAUCAUGACCGAAUUACAGCUGUGAUCAAUAUGCUGAUCAACGAUUUCACGUAUUCGCCACAGGCGAACCACCGGAAGGGAGGGUUAAUAGGACUUGCUGCUGCAACAGUUGCCUUGACUUCAGAAGCCUCUCAGCAUCUUGAGCAAAUUGUGCCACCUGUCCUUAAUUCCUUCUCUGAUCAAGAUGGCAGAGUUCGGUAUUAUGCUUGUGAAGCUCUAUACAACAUUGCAAAGGUUGUAAGAGGAGAUUUCAUUGUAUUUUUCAAUCAAAUAUUUGAUGCACUAUGUAAGCUAUCAGCAGACUCAGAUGCCAAUGUGCAAAGUGCUGCUCAUCUUUUAGAUCGGCUUGUAAAGGAUAUUGUAACUGAAAGUGAUCAAUUCAGCAUUGAAGAAUUUAUACCACUGCUAAGGGAACGCAUGAAUGUCUUAAAUCCUUAUGUACGCCAGUUUUUGGUAGGAUGGAUUACUGUAUUGGAUAGUGUUCCAGAUAUUGACAUGCUUGGUUUUCUUCCAGAUUUUCUUGAUGGUUUGUUCAACAUGUUAAGUGAUUCCAGCCAUGAAAUUCGGCAACAAGCUGAUUCAGCACUUUCAGAGUUUCUCCAAGAGAUUAAGAAUUCUCCAUCUGUAGAUUAUGGUCGAAUGGCUGAAAUAUUGGUGCAGAGAGCAGCUUCUCCAGACGAAUUUACUCGGCUGACAGCUGUCACGUGGAUAAAUGAAUUUGUGAAACUUGGUGGAGAUCAGCUUGUUCCUCACUAUGCUAAUAUUUUGGGAGCCAUUUUACCCUGCAUAUCUGACAAAGAGGAGAGGAUAAGAGUGGCUGCUUGUGAAACUAAUGAUGAGCUUCGUGCAAUAAAUGCUGAUCCAGCUGAUGGAUUUGAUAUAAGAGCAAUUCUUUCCAUUGCAAGGAGUGAACUAUCUAGUGAAUGGGAGGCUACUCGAAUUGAGGCAUUGAAUUGGAUUGCAACACUUUUAAAUAGACAUCGUGCUGAGGUCUUAAACUUCUUGAAUGACAUAUUUGACACCCUUCUUGGAGCUCUAUCAGAUUCUUCUGAUAAGGUUGUGCUCCUGGUGCUUGAGGUGCAUGCAUGUAUAGCAAGAGAUGAACCUCAUUUCCGCCAACUUGUUGUUUUUCUAAUGCAUAACUUCCGGGUCAACCUUUCACUUCUUGAGAGGCGUGGUGCUUUGAUAAUCCGUCGACUUUGUGUGCUUUUGGAUGCUGAAAGAGUCUACAGGGAACUCUCCAGAAUUCUUGAGGGAGAAGCUGACUUGGAUUUUGCCUCUGUCAUGGUUCAGGCUCUGAAUUUGAUUUUGCUUACUUCAUCUGAAUUGUCUGGUUUGCGGGAUCUUCUGAAGCAAUCACUGGUGAAUGCUGCUGGAAAAGAUUUAUUUGUUUCUUUGUAUUCUUCUUGGUGUCAUUCACCAAUGGCAACAAUAAGUCUUUGCUUAUUAGCUCAGGCAUACCAGCACGCAAGUUGUGUGAUUCAGUCAUUGGUGGAGGAAGAUAUCAAUGCCAAAUUCUUAGUUCAGCUGGACAAACUGAUCCGCUUGCUGGAGACUCCAGUCUUUGCUUAUCUAAGAUUGCAGCUUCUUGAACCUGGAAGACACAUAUGGUUGUUGAAGGCCCUGUAUGGCCUUAUUAUGUUGCUACCCCAGCAAAGUUCAGCCUUCAAGAUACUGCGAACUAGAUUAAGAACUGUGCCUUUAUACUCCUUCAGUGAUGAGCAAUUGAAGCGAGCAUCUUCAGGAAACCCAUAUUCACAGAUUUUACAUCACAUGCCGAGUGGAUCGCAUAUAAUGGAGGAUGGGGACAAGAAUCAGGAUUCAAGUAAUAUUCAUAAUGGAAUCAAUUUUGCAUCACGGUUACAGCAGUUUGAACACAUGCAGCACCAACACCGCAUAAACACAAAACCACGAUUGCAGUCUCAUAAUUCCUCUUCAUCCAACUUAUCACAGGAGGUGCAAAGAUUGUCUCUGGAAGAAGCUCACCGACCUUCACCCAUGCCAGAGAUGACCCACCCUCCAAGAUCAUGGAGAGGGCCAGGACAAUUACAACAUUGACUCGAUGCUUCAUCUUUGCUCUGGUUAUAGUUUGUUAUUCUACCAAGCUCGUUUUUGAGGAAUACGCAAUUACACAUAUUAUUUUUAUGUUCACAAAUCAGACAAGGUCUGGUAUAAUUGUAAAAUUGUAUAUCUUAGUGGUUUGUUGUGAUGAAUUUGUGGAGGUUGGGAUUGGUAGGAAUUGGGUUUACUGAAGAUAAAGCUUGGGCAUUCCUGGGCUAUUCUUUUGCUUUUGCAGACGGUAUGCUCGUGUGGUUCUGUUAUUUUUUUUAUUGGAGACCAUAUGGGCAAGAAGGAAAAAUUGAAUGUAGGGUAUGCAGUUCGUUGUAUUGUUAUCAUUGACAGCAAUCUCAAAAAAAAGUAAAGCAUUCAGGGAAUUGUGUAC
Molecule: messenger RNA, 3061 nt
Organism: Nelumbo nucifera (sacred lotus)
Lineage: Eukaryota; Viridiplantae; Streptophyta; Magnoliopsida; Proteales; Nelumbonaceae
Product: protein VAC14 homolog
Biological process (GO): phosphatidylinositol biosynthetic process
Cellular component (GO): PAS complex; endosome membrane
Source: RefSeq, a predicted model, not a curated record